Messenger RNA from Rhizophagus irregularis DAOM 181602=DAOM 197198, 1389 nucleotides. RefSeq lists its product as uncharacterized. The record is from RefSeq and is a predicted model, not a curated record. Lineage: Eukaryota; Fungi; Glomeromycota; Glomeromycetes; Glomerales; Glomeraceae.
UAUCAGAUUUCCUGUGCUUUUCAUGAUAAAUCAUUAUGGUUCAUAGAUUUUUAUAGGAUUAUUCGAUCAGAAGUUCCAUUUAAACAAAUUAAAGCACUCUCUGAACAACAUGCGAUCGGAAUUGAUUAUGAUUAUAUUUUAUGGGAAUAUAUAAAUGGUACUUGGACUUGGAUCAGGAAUAAUGUUAGAACUGCAUCUAUUAAUUAUAAUGGUGAUAUUUUUUACAUUGAUAAUGACAAUUUUAUUUAUAAAAUAAGUAAAAAUUAGUUUGAAAAUUUUUGGUUAUUAUUAUUUUUAUUACCGAUAUUAUUUUGUCAUUAUUAUGUUAUUACAAAAAACAAAAAAUUUUUUAUUAUUGAAAUGCUAGAAUAUCGAAAAGAUCAUCACACAGAGCAGGAUAAAUCUUGUAUUGGAGUAGUCAAAAGACUACCUCCUGAUCCUAACAAACUACAUUCGUGCUACAUACAUCCCUUUACUGAACAUAUAAAAGCAUUUAUUAUUAUUUUGAAUAUUUACGAUGUUAAUAGCUUUAAUAAAACGCAGAACUUUCCGUUUCCUGAUACUACUGGAAUAAUGAAAAUUGAUGUUGGUCAAGGAGAGGACCUUUGGAUUUUAACUGAAAAUUAUGAACUUUAUCAUUGGGAUGGAAUUGAAAGAAAAUUUAUUCGUAAGGCAAAGGAUUAUGGACCCAUCUAUGAUUUUUCUGUGGGACCAGAUGGUUUAGCAGUUAUUGUUUCCAGGAGUCCCAUUAAUAACAACGUAUUUAUUAGAAGUGACAUUGAUUCAUGGGAGUGGAUUUAUGGAUCUGAUGUUCGAGUUCCUAUUAUAAGUAUUUCCAAUUGCGAUUACAAUAAGAUUUUUACUAUAGAAGAUAGAAAGUUAAUUGUAUGUAAUUAUGACAAUGCAUACUCCUGUGAUACACUUAAAUAUGGCAUCUAUAAUCAGAUUUCCUGUGCUUUUAAUGAUAAAUCAUUGUGGUUCAUAGGUUCUGGACAUUAUAUUUAUUUAUAUAUCAAUAAGUAUAUAGAAAUUAUUCGAUCAGAAGUUCCAUUUAAACAAAUCAAAGCGCUCUCUGAACAACAUGUGAUUGGAAUCGAUUAUGAUUCUACCUUAUGGGAAUAUAUUAAUGGUACUUGGACUGGGAUCAGUAAUAAUGUUAAAAGUGCAUCUAUUAAUUAUAACGAUGACAUUUUUUAUGUUGAUAAUGAUAACAUUAUUUAUAAAAUAAGUAAAAAUUAGUUUGAAAGCUUUUGGUAUUAUUAUUUUUAUUACCAACAUUAUUAUGUUAUUUAUAAAAAAUUAUUAUUGCAAAAAUGUUAUAUCGAAAAGAUUGUAGUUUUAAAUGGUAUUCGUGUUACAUAAUCCCUUAACUGAACAUAUAAAAAGUAC